Messenger RNA from Dissoconium aciculare CBS 342.82, 756 nucleotides. RefSeq lists its product as uncharacterized. Gene Ontology annotation, biological process: regulation of DNA-templated transcription. The record is from RefSeq and is a predicted model, not a curated record. The transcript has 2 exons. Gene Ontology annotation, molecular function: zinc ion binding; DNA-binding transcription factor activity, RNA polymerase II-specific. Lineage: Eukaryota; Fungi; Ascomycota; Dothideomycetes; Mycosphaerellales; Dissoconiaceae. The annotation marks the transcript as partial.
UCGCCCGGGACCAAGCUCGUGCAGCCGCAACGGACAGGAUCCCAAGACUCGACUGCAGAUGGAAUUCGAAAACGAGUCGGCAAAGCUUGCGACCGUUGUCGAAUGAAGAAAAGCAGAUGUGACGGGUCACAACCAUGUCUACGAUGCAAAGCCGACAAUACAAUCUGCGUGUUCGGCGAGCGAAAACGAUCACACGACAAAGUGUACCCCAAAGGCUAUGUAGAGAUGCUUGAACAGCAACAGUCGCAGCUCGUAUCAGGUCUGCAGGAAUUGUACAAACGUCUCCGUGACGUUGAGCAGUGGGAUGGCGCUGUUCUCACGGAAGUCGAGGGCCGCCCUCUGACUCACGACAUUUUAGCAUCCCUGCGUCUGCUUGAAACCAAGCACGACGGCGACAUUGAGGCCUUUGAGGAGAAUGUAGAAAAGCUCCAAGCACGGCUGCUGGCGUCAGGUGCGGGCUUCACGCGCCGCCGAGGCUCCAUCAGCUCCGAGUCAGAGCAGAGCCAACAUGGUCAUGCAAGGUCAGCGUCACGGGAUGCACCCACCGCCUCGAAACCCGCGCGCUCAACGACGACCCCGUCGGUCUUUGGCUCGUCGUCCAUGGCGGGCCCCGCCCCUGUGCAAGUGCAGGCCCAACCGCAGAGGCCCACCCUCCUAGCCUCUAACGAUUCGCAAAUGUCACAAUUCUCCCAAAUAUCGCAAAUGUCGCCACUCAGUGGCGACCCGCAAUUUUAUGAGGCCGAAUGGGCCUUUCCG